UUGGCACACAAAUCUGUUGCAUCGACAAAGAUGCAACGAAAACCAGGCUUCCCCGUGGCCAAUUGCAGUAUUAAAAUGCCCGAUGGUGCAAUCAUGCCAGAGACUGCACCUUCUGAGGAAGAAUGGGAGCCAGUACAGAGACGGCAACAGUUGAUAAACUUUGGACAUUCCCAGUGGGGCUUCAACAACUGGAGUUGGUCGGUCAGCAAGCAGGAUCUUGAUUUUGUGGAUUUAGUGGGAGGGAAAUACAGCGCAGGUGUAGCGGCCUUCGUUUCAGUGUCUAUCAAGAGCUUUGACAUCCACCGAGAGAAUGUGGGCUACGCCACGGCAUUGGCGCCUCAUAAGGGCUCGGCUAUACAUCGCGCUAGGAAGUGUGCGGUAACAAAUGCAUUGCGGGAAACGCUCCUCAGCUUCGGCGGCAGCGUGGCCACAGAACUAAUGGAGCUGCUGGAGACAAGCAAACCCGAAUCCGUCAAUCCGACACCGGAGCAACAGACGGAGAACAAUCAGAACAUCGCUAAUAAGCAAGAGCCAAAGAACAGCCCGCUGAAUAAGAACAUGAGGAAGGACUCUUCAGAUAGCGGCAGCUCGGCGAACGUUCGCGUGGCGCCGCCCGCGAUUAAGAACGCGGUGAUGACCCCCGCGCCCCCUGUGGCCAAGGCGCACCCGAUGCCGGCCAACCUGCCGCCGGCCGCCAAUCGACUGGCGCGACCCCCCGUACCCCCUGCCGCACCCCCCGCGGCACCCGCCAUUGCCCCCGCCGCGCCGCCGCACCCGCCGAUCCGCCCAAAUUCCAACGAGGGGAGCAAGGCCGACGGCAGCGAAGAGGACGCGCGUGCGGAGAGGAAGCGACGCCAGCGACUCGCGCAAGAAGAAUUCCGGCAGAAGCAACUUCUCAAACAGAAAUCUGGUCUAGAUGAGCGCGCAUCGCUCUCCAAAGACAACAGCAGCCUAGACACGUUGCUGAUGGCAAUACCGACACCGGAUAUAAUUAUUGAGGGAAGUGGUAACACUGAAGAGGCGGGGAAGCGGAAAUCGCCCGCGAGUGAUGGUGGGUCCUCCAAGCGGCGGGGCAGUAUCUCAAACAAACUCGAAAUAGUUUCGGAUUAA
Molecule: messenger RNA, 1110 nt
Organism: Parnassius apollo (apollo)
Lineage: Eukaryota; Metazoa; Arthropoda; Insecta; Lepidoptera; Papilionidae
Source: the annotation of a GenBank genome assembly